AGCACAUACGACUGAUUAGUAAGGUGUUCACCUGCUUGAAACUUCUUAGUUAAGUAUUAAAAAAAAUGUUGGUGAAACAGUUGCAAAAAGUUUUGUCAAACAACAACAUUUAUAGCCAAACUGCAAUAAAGCUCAUUGCCUGUUACUCCACCAAAGUUAAGACACAUAAAAUCUUCGAAAGUGCUGCUGCGGCAGUUGCGGAUAUACCGAAUGGCUCCAAACUCUUAUUCGGUGGAUUCGGUGUGUGUGGCAUACCUGAGAAAUUGAUUGAUGCUUUGCGGGAAAAGGGUGUCAAGGAUAUAACUGCAGUUUCAAAUAAUGGAGGCGUCGAAGAUUUUGGUAUCGGUAUACUUAUUAAGAACAAGCAAAUCAGUAAAAUGAUAGCUUCUUAUGUGGGUGAAAAUAAAGAACUGGUUCGACAAUAUCUCGCUGGCGAUUUAGCCAUUGAGUUGACACCACAAGGCACAAUUGCCGAAAAAAUCAGAGCCGGUGGCGCGGGUAUUCCGGCAUUUUUCACACCCACCGGUUAUGGUACGCUUGUACAAAAAGGUGGCGCGCCCAUCAAGUAUGGAAAGGAUGGAAAGAUUGCGGUUGCCAGUAAACCCAAACCCGUGCAGACCUUUAAUGGCAAAGACUAUGUGUUGGAAGAAUCCAUUUUCGGCGAUUACGCUAUUAUAAAGGCGCACAGAGCUGAUCCAUAUGGCAAUUUAAUGUUCAAUAAGUCCGCACGUAAUUUCAAUGCACCGAUGAGCAGGGCGGCUAAGGUUACCAUUGUUGAGGUUGAAGACAUUGUGCCAGUUGGUGCACUAAAUCCCGCUGAGGUGCAUAUUCCCGGCAUAUAUGUGGACCGUAUUGUUAAGGGUAACAACUAUAAUAAACGUGUGGAACGUCUGCGUUUGCGUGAUGAUGGCGAAUCUGCAAAAUCGAGUCCGGGGCAGGAGUUACGUGAACGCAUCGCUAAGCGUGUAGCUUUGGAGUUCCGCGAUGGCAUGUACGUCAAUUUAGGCAUAGGCAUGCCAGUGCUGUCUUCAAAUUAUAUACCAAAAGGCAUGAAUGUCAUGUUGCAAUCCGAAAAUGGAAUAUUAGGUUUGGGACCGUUCCCAACCAAGGAACAAGUCGAUCCCGAUCUAAUUAAUGCAGGCAAGGAGAGUGUUACCGUUGUGCCUGGUGCGUCGUAUUUCGGUUCCGAUGACAGUUUUGCCAUGAUUCGUGGCGGUCAUGUCGAUAUAACCAUACUCGGUGCGAUGGAAGUGUCGGCAACCGGUGAUUUAGCCAAUUGGAUGAUACCCGGCAAGCUUGUGAAGGGCAUGGGUGGCGCUAUGGAUUUGGUAGCUGCUCCGGGCACCAAAGUUAUUAUCACAAUGGAACAUAACGCCAAGGAUGGUUCACCGAAAAUUUUGGACAGAUGCACAUUACCUUUAACGGGUCAAGGCAUAGUUGAUCUGAUUAUUUCGGAGAAGGCCGUUUUCACUGUAGAAAAGGGCGUUGGCUUGACUUUGACUGAAAUUGCCGACGGUUACUCGGUGGAGGACCUAAGAUCUUGCACAGGCGCGCAAUUCGAAGUCUCGCCCGAACUUAAAAAGAUGGCUCAAAUCGAUGAAAACUAGUAAUUACUGUGUGCCUUACCGACCGUUCAAUUGUUGUCGUGUAUUUGUAAAAUAACUGAAUAUUUUUGUAAGAGUUCUAUUAAGUCAAAGAAUUGUUGCUUUGUCAAAAUAAGUAAACUUAAAAGUGAUACGUCUGCAUUUAUUGUACUAAGUAUUUUGUAUUUGGUAUUUUACACGAUGUUAAAUAAAACGAAAAUAUAUUUUUUACCACCAUUCGCAAUGUAA
This is a messenger RNA of Bactrocera latifrons, 1832 nucleotides long. RefSeq names its product succinyl-CoA:3-ketoacid coenzyme A transferase 1, mitochondrial (gene SCOT). Bases 66 to 1607 code for a protein of 513 amino acids. The record is from RefSeq and is a predicted model, not a curated record. Gene Ontology annotation, molecular function: succinyl-CoA:3-oxo-acid CoA-transferase activity. NCBI's taxonomy places the organism in Eukaryota, Metazoa, Arthropoda, Insecta, Diptera, Tephritidae. Gene Ontology annotation, cellular component: mitochondrion. The transcript is spliced from 7 exons. Gene Ontology annotation, biological process: ketone body catabolic process.